AUUACUUUCAGAACUGCAGCAAACAAGAGAAAGGCUUAAACUUUGCAACAAUGGAAGCUUACGAGAACGAAUCGAAGAAGGGGUUCUGGAAUGCGGAGGAAGACUCGGUUCUAACUAAUUACGUGAAAAAGCAUGGAACUGGGAAGUGGAACCGGAUUCCUAAAGUGACAGGGUUGAAGAGAAGCGGCAAAAGUUGCAGACUGAGAUGGAUGAAUUAUCUGACUCCCGAUGUUAAGCGUGGAGAUUUCUCAGAAGAAGAAGAAGACCUUGUUGUUCGGCUUCACAGUCUCCUUGGAAAUAGGUGGUCUUUGAUUGCGGGGAGGAUUCCGGGGAGAACAGACAACCAGGUGAAGAACUUUUGGAACACUCAUUUAAGCAAGAAGCUUGGUGUUGAUAAGAAGAGAAAGAGAAAAGCUUGUGUGACUGCAAAAUAUAUCCCUGGAGUUGAAGCUGAGGGUGAUUGCAACAGUGCAUCAUCAAUGGAGAGGAGUGGCGAAGGUGAGAAGCUUGUCCAUGAAUGUUGGAGUGAUGAUCUGAUGGAGUUGGGAAACAUGCAUGAAGGGAUUAUGAGAGAUGAUUUUGGAUGUAGCUUUUCUUUUCCUAACAGUGUGUUCGAUCUGUGCACUUCUCCUUACUGCACUCAAUCUUUUCACCACUCUUUCUUUGCCCUUUGAUUCGCUUCUAUGGAAAA
Vigna angularis (adzuki bean) is the source of this 691-nucleotide messenger RNA. RefSeq names its product transcription factor WER. The transcript is spliced from 3 exons. Bases 51 to 674 code for a protein of 207 amino acids. Lineage: Eukaryota; Viridiplantae; Streptophyta; Magnoliopsida; Fabales; Fabaceae. The record is from RefSeq and is a predicted model, not a curated record.